CGUUGCGACACUUCCCAUCUCCCAUUUCCUCUAUUUCUUCCCUAUUCAUCUCUCCUCUACUGUUAUGCCAAUUUGGCCUACAACUCCAGCCUAUUAAUCGCCCGAUUUUCCGCUUCACACCUUGCCAGCGUAGCCUGGGUUCCACCUGCCAGCUCACUGCGCUUAUCGCUGCUUGCGUGACGACGUCUCAGGAGACAAAGAAUCCGCCAAACAACGCAUUUCUGAUCCCAGAUUGCUCAGGAAUUCUCCUUAUUACUACUGUCGCAGCGUUUCCGCUUCGACUGCAUUGAUAUUCUGUUAUCUUUCUUCCCACCCCUUCACCUCCCAGCGCGAGCCUUAUCUACGUCAUCCGCUCACCGCAUAUCUGGCCCCAGAUGAAGUUCCUUCCUUUGCCCGAGUUUGAGGACGUGACGAGUUCGCUGAAUUUCGACACCGCCGAUUGCCAUAUUGUUGGUGGCUGUGACCUGUAUACCACAAAGGCAGCCCGAGCCGAUCGAAAGUUAUACAAGAAUAUUGAACAAUCCCUGGAAGCCCAAUAUGAAUCGGUUCUUCGCCUGUCGGCGUCGUUGUCACCGCCCAAUGCAUCCGACGCGGCCGCGUCGCUCAACCUGUCCCGCUCCAGUCCCUUUGGCCCUCUGAGCGAACACUCAAGUCGUCGGACCUUUGCAUACUUGAUCGCAACAUUGAAUGCCAGCCACCCCGACUACGACUUCUCACACGUUCUGCGCCCGUCUGAUUUUCAUCGCGAGCGCAAUCUCAAGAGGGUCAUGAACACGAUCGACUCCACACUGUUCAACCUGCGGCCGCGCGAAGCCAUUGACCUGACGCCCCCAUCGCCAGUAACCGUAUCCGGAUCCUACAACGCGGGCGCAUCUGCUACAUGGGGGCCAAGAAUGUGGGGGAUCAUUAACGAGCAUAUGUCGUUGAAAGAGUGCUCGUUGUAUUCCUACUCGCCGGAGGAGGAUCCGUCGGAUGCCGAUGACGGAGCGAUUUGGAGUCUCCACUAUUUCUUCUUCAACCGGCUACGCAAGCGGGUCUGUUAUCUUUAUCUCCGAGCCAUCCCUAUCCUGAGUCACACACCCAGUGAGGGCGUGGCUACGCCUACGACGAAGCGCACCUAUGACGACGGAUACUUGACCCCAGAACUCAGCUCUAGCAAGCGGGCUCGCUAUUGGCUGGGCGAAGGCGUUGAGCUCGAAAGUGAAAGUGACGAGGAGGACCAUUCGAAGCCUCAUCAUGCCGGAGACGAGUACGACCCAUAUGUCCUCAGUGACGAAGAGUUCCGAUCCCGAUCUGGCAGUAAGGGGACUGUCCGGGCGAUGAGUGAGGAGAUCGCCGACUCGAUGGAAGUCUGAAUCCGUUCUGCUGAUUUUGACCGUGCCCUCCGCGGGCCUUUUGCGCUGCUUCUGACUUUUCAACCUUGAUCAUCUUUGGCUUGUCGUUCAAUUCUCUCCCACCCACAUUCGGGCAAUUCCCUUAGUCUGCUUUUUUGUCUCGCGGCGUUUGUUUUGUCACUGCAUUCAACCUGCAUUUACAUAGGCUAGGGGCGUUAUAACUGGCGAAGGAACGGAUCUGGCCCCUAAUAUCUUGCGAACGGCCGUUAUGAUGAUGAUCUCGAUCAAGCACUGCGUGGCCCGGCGCGGCGCGAAGGGCAGGCUCCACGCAGGCGUUCCUAUGGUCCUAAUGUUCACUUCGUGUACUUAAUUCAAAUUGACUUGCGUUGAUCUGCUGCAGCUGAAACGCCCC
Molecule: messenger RNA, 1746 nt
Organism: Aspergillus homomorphus CBS 101889
Lineage: Eukaryota; Fungi; Ascomycota; Eurotiomycetes; Eurotiales; Aspergillaceae
Product: RNA polymerase III-inhibiting protein MAF1
Exons: 2
Coding region: 375-1355 (326 amino acids)
Biological process (GO): negative regulation of transcription by RNA polymerase III
Cellular component (GO): nucleus
Molecular function (GO): RNA polymerase III core binding
Source: RefSeq, a predicted model, not a curated record